AAAAAAAAUCUUUGUGUUCUUUUCGAGACCUCUGGCCAUCUAUGUCACAGUGAUGUGGUGUAGAGGACCAAACUUUUGAAGGGCAUUCUAAAUGGUAACCUUUAAAUUAAGUCAACUGUUAGUAACUCCAUGACAAUGUUCAUAUGUUAUUGCCCUUUUCCUACUAACAAGAACAAAAGGCCACAGCCAGACCAACCAGUCACAUGUGAAGGGACACAAUGACAUUUUUACUUCUGAACUCUUCUGGUAUAAAAGGGCCACCACAGAAGCAUCUUCCAGCAAGCGUGAGGAAUUUGGCAAUGAAACCACCUCUCUGCGCAGAUAUUGGAAAGUCCAACAUGAUUAGCUCAUUAAAAUUCAGCCUUGUCUUGGCUCUGCUGCUGUCCACAAUGCAUGUGCUUCCCUGUUUUCCAGUUCUAUCAUCUCAGAAUCGCCAGGUGUCUGGGAAACCUGAUUACUUUCUCGUCCUGCUGAGCAGCUGCCUGGCCAGGCUGGAUGGGAGCGAGGGACCAGCAUUUUUAAAGCCAAUUUUGGAGAAGACAUCUAUGAAAAGGUCCUUUCGCAAUGGAGUUGGCACAGGGAUGAAAAAAACUUCCUUUCGAAGAGCAAAACCAUGAAUAAGUGUGCGAAGGACUCUGGGAAUUAAUCUCCAACUAUGUGAAGUGUGACUGAUGGGCUAAAGUCCGUCCUAUCGUCAUCAUUAAGUGUCGGUUGCUCUCAAUCCUCAAAUCUUGCCUCUCCUAACCGGUUCAGAGUAAAUUGAGUUUUAGAAAAAUGUAAACCUGUCCCAAACUUUUGCUUGUGAGAGAAAAACCCAUUUCUGUGCUCAGUUAGCAACUUUUCCAAAUGGGGUCGGACACAUUUGCUUUGAUUUAAGAUUGACUAGAAGGUGUGAGCGUUUGUUUUUUUACAGUCAUGAGGAAAGUAUGAUGUUUUUUCCCUGCCUGUAAUAUUGCAGUAUUGUCAUAUCGAAUACCACAAUGAGAUAGAGAUAUGCUCUUUUUUUUUUUUCUUUUAAAUAUGGUUUUCUCCAAUGGCACAGCUGGGCCAACUCUUCUGGGUUUGUAAUAGCAUCUUGUGAAACUAACUGCAGGAAACAUUGUUGUUACCACUGUAUCAAUCAGUCCAUCAAUACACACCAUGAGU
Molecule: messenger RNA, 1146 nt
Organism: Ictidomys tridecemlineatus (thirteen-lined ground squirrel)
Lineage: Eukaryota; Metazoa; Chordata; Mammalia; Rodentia; Sciuridae
Gene: Nps
Product: neuropeptide S
Biological process (GO): positive regulation of action potential; positive regulation of synaptic transmission, glutamatergic; neuropeptide signaling pathway
Cellular component (GO): extracellular region
Source: RefSeq, a predicted model, not a curated record